AUGUCGCCACCACUUUCGACGCAGGCCUUGGUAGUGCGACCAGAACAAAAGUCGUUGAGUUUAGAAGAGAUCGUUAUCGUGGAUAUUAAGCCUGACGAAAUCCUGGUGGAGAUUGUCACAUCUGGUAUCUGUCACACCGACCUACUCGCGAUGGAUGGGAUUCUGCCCAUGCCUAGUCCAGGCGUUCUAGGGCAUGAAGGCACCGGAAGGAUCAGCAAAGUUGGCGAGGGAGUCCACCAUCUCAGUCCGGGCGAUCAGGUCAUGCUCUCAUACAGCUCCUGUGGCUCGUGUGACCACUGCCGAUCCAAGCACACCUCCUACUGCGAGAGUUUGCAGGCUCGGAACUCCUCCGGGGCCCGUCAUGACGAUUCGUCGGCCCUGAUGAGCACCUCCGGCGAGAAGCUGUUCAGCAACUGGUUCGGGCAAUCAUCCUUCAGCAAGCAUGCGGUCGUAAACGCCUCGUGUGCGGUUCGCCUGGCGCCUGAGGUCAAUCUCGCGACGCUGCCCCCGAUGGGCUGCGGGCUCAUGACCGGGGCGGGAGCCGUGUUCAACACGCUCGAUGUGCAGCCCAACACAAGCCUUGCUGUCUUCGGGGUCGGCGCCGUCGGCCUGUCAGCGAUCAUGGCCGCAAAGCACCGUGGCGCGCAUCCGAUCCUGGCGGUAGACCGGAUCCCAGAACGACUAGACCUCGCACUCGAGCUGGGCGCAACGCACGUCCUCGACAGUACCCAGGUAGAGGAUGUCGGCGGCAAGAUCCGACAAGACACCGGCUCCGUUGGGGUUCGGUAUGCCCUGGACUGCACAGGCGUGGCGACCGUCAUUCGCAUGAUGAUGGAUUCCUUGGCGCUGCGCGGGAAAGGCGCCUCCGUCGGCAUGCCCUCGUCGGCACCGACGGUCGAACUCGACAUUUUGUCGCAUCUCUUCGGUGGCAAGCAGUACAUUGGCUCGAUCCUGGGCGACAAUAGUAAUCAAGUACUUAUUCCAUACCUGCUUGAAUUGCACCAAAAGGGAGAUUUUCCGGUUGAGCGGCUGGUCACCCAUUACGAGGCCAAAGAUUACGAGACGGCUUUUGCAGAUGUUCGGAAUGGGAAGGCUGUCAAAGCUGUGUUGCACUGGGAGGCGUUGUAGGCUUUGUGUCAUGUCAACAAGCAUUGGUAUUUAUUGUUUUGUG
Messenger RNA from Aspergillus uvarum CBS 121591, 1171 nucleotides. Its product is annotated as NAD(P)-dependent alcohol dehydrogenase. Lineage: Eukaryota; Fungi; Ascomycota; Eurotiomycetes; Eurotiales; Aspergillaceae. Gene Ontology annotation, molecular function: oxidoreductase activity; zinc ion binding. The record is from RefSeq and is a predicted model, not a curated record. The transcript has 3 exons. The coding region runs from base 1 to 1128 and encodes 375 amino acids.